Molecule: messenger RNA, 4827 nt
Organism: Aquila chrysaetos chrysaetos
Lineage: Eukaryota; Metazoa; Chordata; Aves; Accipitriformes; Accipitridae
Gene: TRIM23
Product: tripartite motif containing 23
Exons: 11
Coding region: 110-1855 (581 amino acids)
Biological process (GO): intracellular protein transport; vesicle-mediated transport
Cellular component (GO): plasma membrane; cytoplasm; lysosomal membrane
Molecular function (GO): GTP binding; GTPase activity; zinc ion binding
Source: RefSeq, a predicted model, not a curated record
UCCUCCACCUCCUCCACCUCCUCCACCUCCUCCACCUCCUCCACCUCCUCCACCUCCUCCUCCUCCUCCUCCUCCCUGCUGGUGGCUGCUCUGCUCCGCCCUCCCCAAGAUGGCGGCCCUAGGUGUAAACAAGGUCGGGGCUGGCGCCGGGCUGGACGGCAGUCGGGGGUCCGGUGGCAGCGGCCGCGGCCCGGCUGGCGCCGCAGUGAAGGUUCUUGAGUGUGGUGUUUGUGAAGAUGUAUUUUCUUUGCAAGGUGACAAAGUUCCCCGGCUGCUUUUGUGUGGCCAUACUGUCUGCCAUGACUGUCUUACCCGGCUUCCCCUUCAUGGCAGAGCAGUUCGUUGUCCUUUUGAUCGACAAGUUACUGAACUAGGAGAUUCUGGUGUCUGGGGCUUGAAAAAGAAUUUUGCUUUGUUGGAACUCUUGGAACGGUUGCAGAAUGGACCUGCUGGGCAGUGUGGGACAGCAGAAGAAGCCAUUGAUCUAUCUGGAGAGAGUAUCAUUCGUUGUGAUGAAGAUGAAGCCCACAUUGCAUCUGUAUAUUGCACUGUUUGUGCCACUCACCUGUGUGCAGACUGUUCCCAGCUUACGCAUUCUACAAAGACACUAGCAAAACACAGGCGUGUACCUCUUGCUGAUAAGCCUCAUGAGAAGACCAUGUGCUCCCAACACCAAGUGCAUGCUAUUGAGUUUGUUUGUUUAGAAGAGGGCUGUCAGGGGAGUCCUCUUAUGUGUUGUGUCUGCAAAGAAUACGGGAAGCAUCAAGGUCAUAAGCAUUCUGUCUUGGAACCAGAAGCAAACCAGAUUCGUGCAUCCAUUUUAGACAUGGCCCACUGUAUAAGAACUUUCACAGAAGAAAUCUCAGAUUAUUCCAGAAAAUUAGUUGGAAUUGUUCAGCAUAUAGAAGGAGGAGAACAAAUAGUUGAAGAUGGAGUUGGAAUGGCCCAUACUGAACAUGUACCAGGGACUGCGGAGAACGCUCGCUCAUGUGUCCGAGCCUAUUUUUCUGAUCUUCAUGAAACUCUUUGUCGUCAGGAGGAAAUGGCUCUUAGUGUUGUUGAUGCUCAUGUGAGAGAGAAGUUAAUUUGGCUUAGGCAACAGCAGGAAGACAUGACCAUCCUAUUGUCACAGGUUUCAACAGCUUGCCUUCAUUGUGAAAAGACUUUACAACAGGAUGACUGCAGAGUAGUGUUGGCCAAACAGGAAAUUACAAGGUUGCUAGAGACGUUACAGAAACAGCAGCAGCAGUUUACAGAACUUGCAGAUCAUGUACAGCUGGAUGCUAGCAUACCUGUCACUUUUACAAAGGACAACAGGGUACAUAUUGGACCAAAAAUGGAAAUUCGGGUUGUCACUCUAGGAUUAGAUGGAGCUGGGAAAACAACUAUUUUGUUUAAGUUAAAGCAAGAUGAAUUCAUGCAGCCAAUUCCAACGAUAGGUUUUAAUGUUGAAACAGUAGAAUACAAGAAUUUGAAGUUUACAAUUUGGGAUGUAGGAGGGAAGCACAAAUUGAGGCCCUUGUGGAAACAUUAUUAUCUCAAUACACAAGCGGUGGUGUUUGUUGUUGAUAGCAGUCACAGAGACAGGGUCAGUGAAGCACACAGUGAACUUGCAAAAUUAUUAACAGAGAAGGAACUGCGGGAUGCCUUGCUCUUGAUCUUUGCUAAUAAACAGGAUGUAGCAGGUGCACUUUCAGUAGAAGAAAUCACAGAACUGCUGAGUCUCCACAAACUCUGCUGUGGCCGGAGCUGGUAUAUUCAGGGUUGUGAUGCCCGAAGUGGUACAGGACUUUAUGAAGGAUUGGACUGGCUUUCGAGGCAGUUAGUGGCUGCUGGUGUCCUGGAUGUGGCUUAAUUUUACAGCAGCUGCAAUUUAAUGUUAUAGUUUACUCUUUUGUUUUGUUUGCACGAUUUAGGAUGUUGUAGCCUGGUCUGCUGUCUGAAGAGGGGACUUUAUUUAACCUGGUGGUUACAGAAACAUAUAAGCCUUUAUCCUAGAUCGGAUAACUGGUUCAGUAAACUUGUGCUGUUACAGUGUUUUUGAAAUUUGAUACAAGUAAUGGAAUGGGCUCAUUACAAGGGUGCCUUUAAAUUCUUUUUGGUGAAAUUAGGGUGUCGCAAUUUAAAAUUCUUCCCUGAUAAAAUAUACAUUGGAGUUCACCUAAUAAUUAUAACAAGGUUAAAGUAGUUAAUUGGUGUCAGAAAAUUUUUGAGUCGUUUAGAAAUACUUUCCCAGGAAACUAUUCCAGAAUCCAUCUCAAGUUAUUAGAGUAGCCAGCUCUAUUAGUCAGAAAUAAAUGGUGCUACUCUUUAAUAUCUAAAGAAUGCAUUUAUCUAAAGGUGGCAUUGAAAAUUACAUGCAAGUACACCACAAAAAGAAAAUGUUUCCCCCAUUAUUUAUUCCCUGUUUGUUACCGGAUGGCAGCAUAACUGGGCAAAGAAAUCUGAGAAUGGGGAACAGUGUUGCAGGGCUAGGGGGGUGUGACAUUGUUUAGCUACUCCUUUUCUGGUUGAGGGGGAGGAGUUGGGGUUUUUUGUUAACUGUACACAUGCUAAAUUAUUUAUGGAAAGACUAUAGUGAUAUUGGGCUGAAAGUGUUUUGUGCGUGCUUGAGGACAUAAUCUGCUGUUAGAGGUUAAGGUUACUCCUCAAGAAGUCAAAUGAAGUUUAAAAAAACCCAAACAACUUCUUAAAGAAGUAGUGUGGUGUAAUGUCAAUCCAGCUAUGUACUGUUAUGUAGAAGUCAUGCUUCCAGAUUAAGGUGGUGGCCUUAAAAUAUUAAAUAACACAAUGUAAAAGCAGUGUACACUAAUUAUAACUCUUACUUAGAAGAGCAGAUGGUAAAAUGUGAUAUAAACCUUCCAUAAUUAGAUUUUCAGUUCUUACUGUAUCUUCUACAUGGAACUAUCACCAAUGCCUCUAUUUUCGGAGAUUGCUCAUUCACAAACCCAUGAAAUAUGGGUAUAGUGCUGUUUAAAUUCAGAGAAGGUUGCAACGACUUAGUGAUGUCUCUUUGUCCGCUGCACAUGCAACUCUGCUAACAAUUUUAUGUCUGGUAUGCACAGCAGAAUCUUCUGCCCUCCUCUUUAAGUACACAGCCAUUGCCAAUUGAAGAACCAUGCCAUGGACCUCUUCGUGUCGGGAGAGGACCUAUGAAGAGCAUGGCCAAUAGAUCAAAACUGCGUAUCAUCAACUUUUCUUACUGGAGUAGAGGUGAAUCAGGAGAACCAGACAGGGAAGUGAGCAUGGUUGUUUCACAGAUGGGUAGAUCUUUUUACCAUGCUGAAAAGCGUGUUUACCUGUGAGAGCUGUGAACUUCACCUGGCAAAGAAAAUGUACCCCAUUAUCUGUGGCUUUGGCUUUUAUUGUAAUGUUACCAAUUUUAUGAUGUUUUCUCACUACAUACCUUUGGUAAAGCUAAGAAUGUAUAAACAAAUAAUUUAGUACAUUUGCACUUUUCUUCAAGAGGAAGCAGUUAAGGUAACUACUUCCUCAUGAUGACACUUAUUUGUAGUUUUCUCUUGUUACUUAAAUUUCCUGUAAAUGGUGUUAAAUGCAGCUUCAGAUUCAGCAAGUCUAAUAACUUGGAAUAGGAGCUGAAAGAACGCUAAGCUUUAAAGUAAAAUGUUUGUGAAAUGGGUUUCAGUGCCUAUGUAGGUGCUGAGAAGGAGUAUUUACUCUUUCUUCAGACAACCUGACAAAUUUGGAAAUAGUUUACAAUGGAGUGAAAGGUGUUUUCUUGCACCUGCUGAACUAAAAAUUGUUCAUCCUUCCCAGCCUGUAACUUCUUGCACAAUAGACAGUUGGCUGCUCUGACUUGAGCAUCUGCUUAGCCUGUACUGCAGAGCAGUCCCAGACCUACUUAGGGCUGACUGUCCCUUCAUAGCUUUUUUUUUAAAUAUGAACAAGUUCUGCUAAGCAUGGUAGAUACCUUUUCCUGGAAUAUUUUUAACAGAGAAGACAUGCAUCCUUUAGAAAAAUCCUGAUUCUGUAAUUUUAUUUUAGCUGGCUUAUACUUCAGUUAUACAUGCCUCUCAGUAUAGUUCUACUACUUUAAAAUGUUCAGGGUGACUAGUUCGGAUUUUUUGUAACAUUACAUUUGAGGGCAGAGGAAAAAUUCUCACUCAUGCAUAUUUUUGAGUACAAAAGAUUGCUUGUGACACAUGGAAUGCUACCAUAAAAGUGUUUUUAAAUGGAAUUUAUUUAAGAUGACUUGAAGUAACUGUGAAAGUGUUGCAUUCAUCUGUGAACUCUUCAGUGUAAACCAGUACACUAAGAGGUUUAUUUGUAUUAUAAAUUAAUACUACAUAUAAAUUGCUUCUGUUAUAAAUUUAAGCUUGUUUCACCAGUUUCACUGAACUUUAGUUUUUAGUGUACUGACUUAUGCAGUGUGUAAUUGGAAUAUUUCCUCAACUAGAAGUCACUCAAGCAUUACUAACUGUGAGGAUUAUUUGAAAAGACUGAAUAACUUUUCAUAGGAUUUUGACUUAAUUGUGAAAGUGAGUAUGUAUAACAUCCAGUGACUGUGUUGUGGCUUUCUUUAAAGAAUCUCAGCUCAAAAAUAGUAUGUCUAGGUUAACUGAAAAAUAAUGUUUUAUCACUUGAUAUGGUCUUACUGUAUGCUACCUUCAAAUUUAUUGUGGACUAUGUGAUACAGGAUGGUUUUAUUCUGAGAUAGCUCUUAUUCUGAAUUGUUGGAGUAGGUGUGGAUGUUAUGUAAAGAUUUCUUGAAAGAAGGGGUUCUUUUAGUGGAAACAAUUCAUGAGCUGCUGCAAUUUGAGUUGCCCAGAAAAUGAAUUAUUUUCAAUAAAAGUAUCUAAAACUUUG